CUGGAUCGUAGUGUGAGGAGUAAUGGCAUGGAGUAUCAGUGGUCAAAACCGGUCAAAACAUUGGUCACUAUAAGAACUACAAACGAACCUACUGUUUUCGUCGCGUUUAACUUGUGCAUUGAACUAUUUGGGCAAACGGAGGACGUCAUGACGCGCGCAUGUGGACCCAGUUUCUGAAACUGCCAAGAGCCGAUAUUUCCUUUUAAAUAACGGAAUACCUUAUUGGACAUGUGAGUUACCGGAGUUAUCGUCAGCAACCGUGCAAAAUGAAGUUUCCCCUGUGUCUUCGAUGUCUCCUCAUCUCCUUCGUGGUGUUCAGGCCGAGCACAGCACAGUCAGUUUGCCCUGGAACGGAGAACAAGUUGAGCACGUUGUCAGACCUGGACCAGCAGUACCGCACCCUGAAGAAGCAUUAUGAGAACUGUGAGGUGGUCAUGGGAAACCUGGAGAUCACCAGCAUCGACCGGAACCGCAACCUCUCCUUCCUCAAGUCUAUCCGAGAGGUGACAGGCUAUGUGCUGGUAGCUCUGAACCAGUUUGACUCCCUGCCCCUGGAGAACCUUCGCAUCGUGCGGGGCACCAAGCUUUACGAGGGACGCUACGCCCUGGCCAUCUUCCUCAACUACCGCCGCGACGGCUUCUACGGCCUCAGACAGCUGGGCCUUCGCAACCUCACAGAGAUCCUGAAUGGGGGGGUUUAUGUUGACCAGAACAAGUUCCUGUGCCACGCUGACACCAUCCACUGGAGGGACAUCAUCAAGAACCCCCAAGCUGAGCUCUUGGUGGUACCGUCCAACAACAGUGGCCUUGGAUGCAAACGAUGUCAUCGCUCUUGUAACGGACGCUGCUGGGGCCAUCAGGACAACCAGUGCCAAAGCUUGACCAAGACUGUGUGUGCUGAGCAGUGUGACGGCCGUUGCUUCGGCCCCUACGUCAGUAACUGCUGCCACAGGGAGUGUGCUGGGGGCUGCUCGGGACCCAAGGACACAGACUGCUUCGCCUGCACCAACUUCAACGACAGCGGGGCGUGCGUGACCCAGUGCCCCCAGCCCUUUGUGUACAACCCCACCACCUUCCAGCUGGAAUCCAACCCACGGGCCAAGUACACCUAUGGAUCCUUCUGUGUGGAGAAGUGUCCCCAUAACUUUGUGGUGGACCACAGCUCCUGUGUGAGGGCUUGUCCCAGCAACAAGAUGGAAGUAGAGGAGAACCGCAUCAAGAUGUGCAUCCCCUGCACUGAUAUCUGUCCCAAAGUGUGUGACGGCAUAGGGACUGGCAGCCUGCAGACAGCCCAGACGGUGGAUGCCAGCAACAUAGAGAUGUUUGUCAACUGCACUAAGAUCAACGGCAACCUCAUCUUCCUCAUCACCGGGAUCAAAGGGGAUAUGUACCAUGGUAUAGGGGCCUUGGACCCGGAGCGGCUCAACGUGUUCCGCACAGUGAGAGAGAUCACAGGGUUCCUCAAUAUCCAGUCCUGGCCAGAGAACAUGACAGACCUCGGUGUCUUCUCCAAUCUGGCAACCAUCGGUGGGAGAUCACUGUACAGUGGGAUCUCUCUGCUGAUCCUGAAGCAGCGUUGGAUCUCCUCUCUCCAGUUCCAGUCUCUGGAUGAGAUCAGUGCGGGCAACGUGUACAUCACCAACAACAGCCGCCUGUGCUUCUACAACACCGUCAACUGGACCAGCCUGUUCCGCACCAGCAACCAGAAGGUGCUCAUCCGCAACAACCGCGCCCCCAGCGAGUGCACCCAACAGAGGAUGGUGUGUGACCGGCUGUGUUCUGAAGAUGGUUGCUGGGGUCCAGGGCCUAACCAGUGCCUCUCCUGUCGUUACUUUAGCCGAGGACGUUCCUGUGUGCCGUCCUGCAACCUCUAUGACGGAGAUGUGCGUGAGUUUACCAAUGGUUCAGUAUGUCUGGAGUGUGACAGUCAGUGUGAGAAAUCUCAGGACAAGACCAUGACCUGCCUUGGAACGGGUCCAGAUCAAUGUAUGACCUGCCUUCACUUCAAAGACGGGCCCAACUGUGUGGAAAAGUGCCCCGACGGCCUCCAAGGCACCAACAGCUUCAUCUUCAAAUACGCCGAGGCCAACAACGAGUGUCACCCCUGCCAUGCCAACUGCACCCAGGGCUGCGUUGGGCCUCGGCUCCAAGACUGUGUUGGAAUGAUGGACAGGACGCCCCUCAUCGCGGCCGGGGUGAUCGGUGCUCUGUUUGUCAUCGUCAUCGUGGCGCUGAGCGUGGCGGUCUACGUGCGCCGUAAGAGCAUCAAGAAGAAGAGGGCUCUGCGCCGCUUCCUGGAGACAGAGUUGGUGGAGCCCCUGACCCCUAGCGGCACGGCCCCCAACCAGGCCCAGCUUCGUAUCCUCAAAGAGACAGAGCUCAAGAGGGUUAAGAUCCUCGGCUCGGGAGCCUUCGGAACCGUCCACAAGGGUGUCUGGGUCCCAGAGGGAGAGACAGUAAAGAUCCCAGUGGCCAUAAAGAUCCUGAACGAGGCUACGGGGCCCAAAGCAAACGUGGAGUUCAUGGACGAGGCUCUGAUUAUGGCCAGCAUGGAGCACCCCCACCUGGUCCGUCUCCUGGGGGUCUGCCUGAGCCCCACCACACAGCUGGUCACCCAGCUCAUGCCCCACGGCUGCCUCCUCGACUACGUCCACGAACACAAGGACAACAUCGGCUCUCAACUGCUGCUCAACUGGUGUGUCCAGAUCGCCAAGGGUAUGAUGUAUCUGGAGGAGAGAAGGCUGGUCCACAGAGAUCUGGCAGCCCGUAAUGUUCUGGUCAAGUCCCCCAACCACAUCAAGAUCACUGACUUUGGCCUGGCCAGACUGCUGGACGUCGACGAGAAAGAGUAUAACGCUGACGGGGGCAAGAUGCCCAUUAAGUGGAUGGCAUUGGAGUGUAUUCACUACAGGAAGUUCACACACCAGAGUGAUGUGUGGAGCUACGGUGUUACUAUCUGGGAGCUGAUGACUUUUGGAGGGAAGCCGUAUGACGGCAUCCCCACGCGGGAGAUCCCAGACAUCCUGGAGAAGGGCGAGCGUCUACCUCAGCCUCCCAUCUGCACCAUAGACGUCUAUAUGGUCAUGGUUAAAUGCUGGAUGAUAGACGCAGACAGCAGGCCCAAGUUCAAGGAGCUGGCUGCAGAGUUGUGUAGGAUGGCCCGGGAUCCCCAGAGAUACCUGGUCAUCCAGGGGGAUGACCGUAUGAAGCUGCCCAGCCCCAACGACAGUAAGUUCUUCCAGAGCCUGUUGGAUGAGGAGGAUGUGGAGGACUUUAUGGAUGCUGAGGAGUACCUGGUUCCCCAUCACUUUAACAUGCCUCCACUAUCAUACACAGCCAGGCUCCGCGUCGACUCCAACAGGAACCAGUUUGGGUACCGGGACGGUUCAGGCUCGACCCCUGAGGAGGGCCUGGCAUUGGGAGGGUCUCCGUCUUGUGUCUCCUCUCCAGAUCCUGCAGGCACGCAGGGGGCAGCCCUGGACGCCCUGGAGGACCAGCGCUGCAACGGCACGCUGCUCAAGAAGAAGACCCAGACAAGGCCCGGGGCAGAGGACAACAACGGGCAGCGCUACAGUGCCGACCCUACCGUGUUCCUGGGGGACCGGGGUGUGGGGCCCCGGGGGGACACGGACGAGGACGGCUACAUGACCCCCAUGAAGGAUAAGACCUCAUCAGACUAUCUGAAACCGAUUGAGGAGAACCCAUUCGUGGCGCGACGCAAGAACGGCGAGGUCCACGCCCUGGACAACCCGGCCUACCACAGCACACCCAACAGCCAGCCCAAGGGGGGCGAAGACGAGUACAUCAACGAGCCUCUCUACCUCAACACCUUCCACAACCCCGGAGACCUGGUCCUGAGAAAGAACGGUGGUCUCCCAUCGCAGAGAACAGCCUCGACUAUCAGUAUUGGCUCCUUUCCCCAACUCACCGUCCAGACUGGCCUUCCUUACUACCCCGUCGUACCGACAGAGAGCUCCUCUUCUGGGCUGCAGGGAGGCUGCCAUCACCCAGUGCCGGGUCACCACAUUCACAAGCUCCACAGUGUUGGUGUGAAACCUGGCCACUCGGCCCUAUCUGGCAACUCACCACAACAGACCCACCUGGGCCUUCAGGGACACCAGUCCCACCUAAUCCAGUGUGGUGGUGGGCCCUCUGCCACCCAGGUUUACCACCCUGAAAGGUCAACUGUCAUGAAAGGUCCCAUCUCCAUGUCGGCGCCCGAGGACCAGAGAAGUGUUAUACCAGCCUACCAGGGGCACACCACCCACCCUGGCAGUGUACUGAAGCAGGGACAGGGGAACCAGGCGGGAGGCAAACCGGCAGGCAAGAAGCUCAAGGUGACCUUUGACAAUCCAGAGUACUGGCAGCACAGCCUGCCACCCAAGCCGUUGAACAGCGUUACAAACCAGGCGGGCAGCACCCUUGAGGCGGGAACCACCAAUGGCAAGUUGUUCUACAAACGGAACGGCUGCAUCAGGCCGGUGGUGGCCGAAAACCCAGAGUACCUAUCAGAGUUCUCGUCCAAUCUCAAGCCGGGCACAGUUCUGCCCCCUCCCCCGUACCGACAGAGGAACACAGUGGUAUAGGAGUGAAGUCCCAACCCAUCUUCCUCCAUCUCCUGGACCAGCCAGUACCCAGCCUUCUCCGGUUCCUCAGUACCUCAAACAGUCACAAGAGCCUCCCCAAAACCCCUCCCCACGACAUCCCACCAGCCAUCAACUGCGCUAACUAGCUAACUAGCUAGCGUUCUCCAGAGAAGGAGCUUGCAGACCCUACUCAGAGUGCCACCAACCAACACACUACCAGACUCCACCUCCUUAUCUCCACUCUAGCCCCUAACUGGUACAGUAACAACAGUAAAACGGCUCUAGGUAAAGACCAGGCCAUGUUAACCUCUGACGCUGUAUAUAAGCUGGACUGGCAGCGGUGGUGGUAUUUGUGAACGAAGCAUCGAGGAACCACGCAAUAUGGAGAUAGUAUGACCAUAUGUACUGUUCUCUACACAGACAGGGAUGGUGUCAGGACUCUCAGGACGGUACGAGGGAACCACGAUGAGGAACGCAGAGGAAAAAGAUGCAGUGUGUCGAAAAAGAGAUGUUAUACAGAGCACAGUGUUUUACAUGACUGUUGUUGCGACAAAAUGAACUGGAGAGAGAGAGAGAGAUGGAAAGACAACCAACCACUACUGUAUGUUGAAAUGUUCCUCACAAAGGAGCUACAUAUUGUAGAUAUUGCAUCACCAUCACUUCAGUGUUACUCACCUCUUACAGUAUUUACGGUAACUAACUCUGUUGUGACCAAGCCUUGUACCAUUUUCAACAUGUUUUAUUUAAGGUUUACUCUAUUUAAUUUUCACAAUUAUUUAUAUAAUGUGUUAAAAACAUAAACUACUUACCUGUAUGUACAACGCAGGUCAUCCAUUGGAUAAUUUUUGGGGGUGUGGCGUUCACUGUUACGUUGUUCACUUGAAAGCUCUUAUCAUGUCUAAACUACUGUAAACCAUGUGGGUGGCUUAUCUUGAAAAGCUUAUCACGUCUAAACUACUGUAAACCAUGUGGGUGGCUUAUCUUGAAAAGCUUAUCACGUCUAAACUACUGUAAACCAUGUAAGGUGGCUUAUCUUGAAAGAGCUUAUCACGUCUAAACUACUGUAAACCAUGUGGGUGGUUUAUCUUGAAAGAGCUUAUCACGUCUAAACUACUGUAAACCAUGUGGGCAGCUUAACUAGAACGCUCUUAUCACGUCUAAACUACUGUAAACCAUGUGGGUAGCUUAACUUGAACGCUCUUAUCACGUCUAAACUACUGUAAACCAUGUGGGUGGUUUAUCUUGAAAGAGCUUAUCACGUCUAAACUACUGUAAACCAUGUAAGGUGGCUUAUCUUGAAAGAGCUUAUCACGUCUAAAACUACUGUAAACCAUGUGGGUGGUUUAUCUUGAAAGAGCUUAUCACGUUUAAACUACUGUAAACCAUGUGGGUGGUUUAUCUUGAAAGAGCUUAUCACGUCUAAAACUACUGUAAACCAUGUGGGCAGCUUAACUAGAAAAACCUUUUCACGUCUAAACUACUGUAAACCAUGUGGGUAGAUUCAUUUGAAAUAACUUAUCACGUCUAAACUACUGUAAACCAUGUGGGCAUCUUAACAAAUAACUUUGUAAAAGUUCCUUUAUCACUGGCUUCAAUGGAAUGACAUAGGAUUUUUUCUCAAUAAUGUCUCGGAAGAGAUUCAUCACUGCGAGGAAAUUAGGUUAUGCAGAUUGUGGCCUGACACAGGGACACAGAGUUUGUAGUAACGGUCUGCAAUGCAAAUGAGAGGAUAAUGAGGAGGACUGCUGUAGCAGGAAAAAUAGUCUCCGUUAUAACUCACUACGGUGGCUGAGACACAGAGAGAGGAGGAGGACGGUGUCCUUUCUAGUGGAGGCCUGGAUGAAUGGAUGAGAGACAGAUUCCAUAUAGACAGAUUCUCAUGGAGGG
Molecule: messenger RNA, 6473 nt
Organism: Oncorhynchus mykiss (rainbow trout)
Lineage: Eukaryota; Metazoa; Chordata; Actinopteri; Salmoniformes; Salmonidae
Source: RefSeq, a predicted model, not a curated record